This is a messenger RNA of Volvox carteri f. nagariensis, 627 nucleotides long. RefSeq lists its product as uncharacterized. Lineage: Eukaryota; Viridiplantae; Chlorophyta; Chlorophyceae; Chlamydomonadales; Volvocaceae. The coding region runs from base 1 to 627 and encodes 208 amino acids. The transcript has 3 exons. The record is from RefSeq and is a predicted model, not a curated record.
AUGCGGGAGCGGAAGGACAAGGACACGCCCAACGCGUCGCGGGUUUACCUUCGGAUCAAGGAGUCCAUCAUCAACCACGUGGAUCAGGAGGUGCUGGUGGGCACCCUAAAGGAAGCGUUGCUGGUGUCGCCGGUGUACGCGGGGGACCGGAGCAAUAUGAACCCCAAGCAGAAGGCGGACUUGGAGAAGGACGUGGAGGCGUGGAGGGAUCGUCGUGCGGCGAUGGAGGCGGCACGUCGGUCCGCCCUCUCUUCCCGGCCGUACCCCGGCGAGGACGAGGAACCCGUGUCGCCGCCGCCGGCCUCGCCGCCGCCGCCAGGCUACUUCGACGGCCUCGGCGACUUCCAGGACGAUGAGUUACACGCGUACGGCAUGAACGACGACGCCGGCGGCGGCAGCGACGCCGGCGGCGGUUACAAGGUUUCGGAGGCGGACGCUGACGCGGAGACGUACGGCGAUACUGGGGAGCCUUUGAAACGGCGGCGGAGGGACUCCGGUCUCGGGGAGGAGCAGGUUCCGGAGCAGGAAGACGAAGACCGUCCUAGGGGGCGAUUAACCAGCUGGGGUUUUGACGUGGAUGAGCCGUGUCCGGGUUGCCCGAUGUACGAGGGGUACGGCUUUGACUGA